Biomphalaria glabrata is the source of this 2190-nucleotide messenger RNA. RefSeq names its product keratin-associated protein 16-1-like. Bases 1 to 2190 code for a protein of 729 amino acids. The transcript is spliced from 3 exons. NCBI's taxonomy places the organism in Eukaryota, Metazoa, Mollusca, Gastropoda, Planorbidae. The record is from RefSeq and is a predicted model, not a curated record.
AUGUGCGCAUUACUUGAAGUGAACAAGAGACUGCAAGCAUUUGUCAGUUCACCUGUUGUAUGUCAAGCAUUUGUCAGUUCACCUGUUGUAUGUCAAGCAUUUGUCAGUUCACCUGUUGUAUGUCAAGCAUUUGUCAGUUCACCUGUUGUAUGUCAAGCAUUUGUCAGUUCACCUGUUGUAUGUCAAGCAUUUGUCAGUUCACCUGUUGUAUGUCAAGCAUUUGUCAGUUCACCUGUUGUAUGUCAAGCAUUUGUCAGUUCACCUGUUGUAUGUCAAGCAUUUGUCAGUUCACCUGUUGUAUGUCAAGCAUUUGUCAGUUCACCUGUUGUAUGUCAAGCAUUUGUCAGUUCACCUGUUGUAUGUCAAGCAUUUGUCAGUUCACCUGUUGUAUGUCAAGCAUUUGUCAGUUCACCUGUUGUAUGUCAAGCAUUUGUCAGUUCACCUGUUUUAUGUCAAGCAUUUGUCAGUUCACCUGUUUUAUGUCAAGCAUUUGUCAGUUCACCUGUUUUAUGUCAAGCAUUUGUCACAUUUGUCAGUUCACCUGUUGUAUGUCAAGCAUUUGUCAGUUCACCUGUUGUAUGUCAAGCAUUUGUUAGUUCACCUGUUGUAUGUCAAGCAUUUGUCAGUUCACCUGUUGUAUGUCAAGCAUUUGUCAGUUCACCUGUUGUAUGUCAAGCAUUUGUCAGUUCACCUGUUGUAUGUCAAGCAUUUGUUAGUUCACCUGUUGUAUGUCAAGCAUUUGUCAGUUCACCUGUUGUAUGUCAAGCAUUUGUUAGUUCACCUGUUGUAUGUCAAGCAUUUGUCAGUUCACCUGUUGUAUGUCAAGCAUUUGUCAGUUCACCUGUUGUAUGUCAAGCAUUUGUCAGUUCACCUGUUGUAUGUCAAGCAUUUGUUAGUUCACCUGUUGUAUGUCAAGCAUUUGUCAGUUCACCUGUUGUAUGUCAAGCAUUUGUCAGUUCACCUGUUGUAUGUCAAGCAUUUGUUAGUUCACCUGUUGUAUGUCAAGCAUUUGUCAGUUCACCUGUUGUAUGUCAAGCAUUUGUCAGUUCACCUGUUGUAUGUCAAGCAUUUGUCAGUUCACCUGUUGUAUGUCAAGCAUUUGUUAGUUCACCUGUUGUAUGUCAAGCAUUUGUCAGUUCACCUGUUGUAUGUCAAGCAUUUCUCAGUUCACCUGUUGUAUGUCAAGCAUUUGUCAGUUCACCUGUUGUAUGUCAAGCAUUUGUCAGUUCACCUGUUGUAUGUCAAGCAUUUGUCAGUUCACCUGUUGUAUGUCAAUCAUUUGUCAGUUCACCUGUUGUAUGUCAAGCAUUUGUCAGUUCACCUGUUGUAUGUCAAGCAUUUGUCAGUUCACCUGUUGUAUGUCAAGCAUUUGUUAGUUCACCUGUUGUAUGUCAAGCAUUUGUCAGUUCACCUGUUGUAUGUCAAGCAUUUGUCAGUUCACCUGUUGUAUGUCGAGCAUUUGUCAGUUCACCUGUUGUAUGUCAAGCAUUUGUCAGUUCACCUGUUGUAUGUCAAGCAUUUGUCAGUUCACCUGUUGUAUGUCAAGCAUUUGUCAGUUCACCUGUUGUAUGUCAAGCAUUUGUUAGUUCACCUGUUGUAUGUCAAGCAUUUGUCAGUUCACCUGUUGUAUGUCAAGCAUUUGUCAGUUCACCUGUUGUAUGUCAAGCAUUUGUCAGUUCACCUGUUGUAUGUCAAGCAUUUGUCAGUUCACCUGUUGUAUGUCAAGCAUUUGUCAGUUCACCUGUUGUAUGUCAAGCAUUUGUCAGUUCACCUGUUGUAUGUCAAGCAUUUGUCAGUUCACCUGUUGUAUGUCAAGCAUUUGUCAGUUCACCUGUUGUAUGUCAAGCAUUUGUCAGUUCACCUGUUGUAUGUCAAGCAUUUGUCAGUUCACCUGUUGUAUGUCAAGCAUUUGUCAGUUCACCUGUUGUAUGUCAAGCAUUUGUCAGUUCACCUGUUGUAUGUCAAGCAUUUGUCAGUUCACCUGUUGUAUGUCAAGCAUUUGUCAGUUCACCUGUUGUAUGUCAAGCAUUUGUCAGUUCACCUGUUGUAUGUCAAGCAUUUGUCAGUUCACCUGUUGUAUGUCAAGCAUUUGUCAGUUCACCUUUUGUAUGUCAAGCAUUUGUCAGUUCACCUGUUGUAUGUCAAGCAUUUGUCAGUUCACCUGUUGUAUGUCAAGCAUUUGUUAGUUAA